CAUCAACCGGAUAUCUUUUUUGUCAAGUAUACAUAACAAAAUAAUAAAUAGGGUUAAAAGUUAAGAAAGGGCCAAUCAAUGGAGAAAUAUAUAUAAAUAAAAAAAAAGAAAAAGUUGAUAGGGCCAUUCCAAUAUGCACCACAGCUAAGUGUCACGAACUUAGCGUUUUCGUUCGCAAAGUCCGUGCGGCGUCCGCCUUUCUGCUCGAAGAUGGACAAGUCUUUGUUCUCGUUGCUAGCCCGGACCUUCACGUCCUACAACUCAUAGAAAUUUUUCUAAGUCCCUGACAUAAGGGAGACAUAUACACUGGUUAAAGAGCAACGGCCGAGUGAAGUUGCUAGAGUGGAGCCCACCAAUCACUGAUCUGAAACGCCCACCCGCGUGCUCUACCUUCGCCGCGUAAAGCGCUAACAACAUCCAAGCAUAGCUCGUCGGGAAUGGCGCUGGCUUUCAUAGCUUCGUCUGCGGCAUCUACGAUCAUCGAGAAUUUAGUUAACGCAGGUUUAUCCUACGUCGACAAGCAUCAGGUGCCAAGAGGCAUGCAGGAGGAGCUUCAAAGACUGCAGCAAGCGCUUCCGCAGAUCAAAGCGAUCUUGGCUGCUGUUGAGGUGGAACAACAGAUGACGGAACGGAACGAAGCGCUGGAAGCAUGGAUGUGGCAAUUCAGAGAUGCUGUUGAAGAGGCGGAGGACGUGCUUGACGAGGUGGAGUACUACGAGAUAGAGAAGAGAGUGCAAGCUCCAGAUGACCAGGUGCGUGGCACUAUCUCCAAACUGAAGAGAAAAUUCUCUAGUUUCGUUAGUCCUUCCUUUAGAAAUGACACCUUGAAGAGGUUGAGCGAGGCCGUGAAGGGGUUAGAUAGGGUUGCUGCCGGUAUGGGGCCUUGCCUUCAACUCGUUGGCGGGUUGUCUGGUUACGGUGUUAAGUGUCGGCAAUUUGAUGAAAUCAGAAAUUCUCGUGAGACUAGCUCCUUCCUACUGGAAAAGGAGGUGCUUGGACGAAAGACGGAGAGCGACAUGAUAAUUGAAUGGUUGAUCAAACCGACAAGCGAUGAGCCUGAGUCUCUUGCCACUGCUAAUAUCUCUGUCUUUUCAAUCGUUGGUAUUGGCGGGAUGGGGAAGACUACUCUUGCGCAAUUAAUCUACGGUAAUGGGAGAGUACAACAAUACUUUGACCAAACUAUGUGGGUCUGUGUGUCUGACAUCUUUGAUGCAGCGGUGCUAACAAGUAAGAUCCUGCAAGAUAUGACCAAGCGUAGCCCUAAUGUCCAGAAUCUAAACACACUCCAGAAUAUGCUUAGUGAGAAGUUGAUCUCGAAAAGGUUCCUGCUAGUACUAGAUGAUGUUUGGAAUGACAAUAAUAGGAUGGAGUGGGAGAAGUUGGUGGCUCCUUUGAAAUUUGGACGAAGAGGAAGCAAGAUCCUGUUGACAACUCGAAUGGAUUCAGUAGCGGAUAUGGUUGCAAGAGUUAUGGAAUGUAAAAAAGAAUGUUUAAAGCUAGAAGGGUUGAAAGAGAGUGAUUGUAUGUUACUUUUCAAUAGGCAUGCAUUUGCAAAUGUGGACCCAAAUGAUCAUAAAAACUUGCAAUCAAUUGGUAAGCAAAUAGCAGAGAAGCUCAGAGGAUGUCCAUUGGUAGCAAAGGUCAUGGGGGGGCUACUUAAUUCCUGCAUGGACUAUAACUAUUGGAAAAGGAUGUUGAGUGACAAUAUUGUGAAUUUACAGCAAGGUGUGAACGGUACCAUGGAAGUUUUAAAAUUGAGCUAUCACCACCUUCCUACAGAUUUGCAGCUUUGCUUUCGACAUUGUAGUUUAUUUCCUCAAGAUCAUCGCUUUCGAGGGAAUGAAUUGAUCUAUAUGUGGAUGGGCUUAGGGUUUGUCCGGCAGUGCGGAAAACAGAGUCCAGAGGAUAUUGGAAAAGAAUAUUUAGCUCAACUAACAAGAAAAUCUUUUUUUGAUAUCUUAUACGAAGAUGUCUAUGUUAUGCACGACUUGCUGCAUGACUUGGCACAAUCUGUUUCUUCAAAGGAAUGCUUGAGGAGAAAAGGUGAUAGUUUAAGGGAUAUCUCGAAAACAAUUCGUCACGUAUCAAUUGAAACGACAAGCUCUCUUCUGAUCAGAGAGAUCUCAUGUCUCAAGAACUUACGCACCCGCACCCUUAUCUUACAUAUUAAAAAGGAUAGGAACCGCGAUAUAGAUCAUGCACUUAUACUUGGUCACGUUCUAAAAGAGUUGAAAAGUCUACGCUUGUUGUGCAUAACUGCAGAUUACUUGUGCAAAUUGCCGGAUGCACUUGAUACUUUAAUACACCUUCGCUACCUGUCUUUUCAGCCUGAAAGUGAUUUCAAUAAAAAUUUACCAGAGUGGUUUUCACAGUCAGUCUGUAGGCUCUAUCACCUCCAAGUAUUGGAUAUAAGAUUUCCCCCAGAAAUGAUUUGGAAUAUUGAUAAGAAUAGUAUUACGGAAAUUAAUGGCCUGAGCGAUCUGGUUAACUUGCGGCUUUUGAAUGUUCCUCAUGGUUUGAUGACCAAGAUUCGUUGGAUCGGAAAACUAACUUCCCUUCAGAAGUUAAGAAACUUCCAUAUCCGAGUAGAGAGCGGUUACAAGAUAGGCGAACUGAAGGACCUUGCGGAACUUAGUGAAAUAGAUGUUGGUAAUCUUGAGAAUGUGAGGAGUUCUGAAGAGGCCGUAGAGUCCAAGUUGAAUGAGAAAGAGAACCUGAGUUCCUUGUCAUUAAAUUGGUCUGGAGGACGCUCUAGUGCUCCUGAGGUGGAUGAGCAGCUUCUUGACAACCUUCGACCGCAUAUCAAUCUCCAGACUCUGUCAAUUGAAGGAUAUAUCGGUGUUAGAUAUCCAUGUUGGAUGACAGAUUUCUGUCUCCCCAAUUUAACAUCAAUCCACCUGCGCUGCUCCAGAUUAGAGCAAUUCCCACCUCUUGGGCAGCUAGCUUUACUCCGGAAUCUUUGUCUGUCCAAUAUGGCGGCAAUCAAACGAGUAGAUUGGUCAGUCUAUGGAAGUGCCGAUGGCUGUGCCUUUCCAUUUUUGGAAGAAAUGAAAUGUUUUAUCAUGCCAGCAUGGGAGGAGUGGCUUACAGCUGCAGAUGGCUGCCCUUUCCCUCAACUUAAAAUACUAAAAAUUACAGAUUGCCCUAAUUUGAGGGGAAUGCCCACUCUACCUCUUAGUCUAAGAGAAUUGACUAUUCAUAAUGUGGGAAUAACUGCAAUUCCAGCAAUGUAUCGGGACAUUAGCAACGAUAACAAUAGUGCGUCAUCAUUUGAAUUAGCACCUUCCCUGUGUGUCGAAAAUAGCCCAAGCCAAUCAUCGAUAGAUGGAUUCCUACUGCAGCAACAAGAAUAUUUUCAGGCUCUUAGGAUUUUAUCCAUCGAAGAGUGUGAAAGGCUUGUGCAUCUGCCACCAGAGUGGUCUGCGAACCUCUUCUCCCUCGAAUCACUGACUAUAAUAAAAUGCCCAAAGUUGAUAACGUGUGGAAUCCAAGACAGCAACCUGCCCUCGGCAAUCCAAUCCCUUUCUUUUGGAUCAUGUGGUGGCCUCUAUGCGUCAUUGCUCGGGCGGUUACCGUAUCUCACUUCUCUCACAAGCUUGACAUUACGAAAAUGUGCAAUCACAACAUCCCUUCCCGGGGCAGAAGUAUUUGCAAGAUUGGCAUCAUUAUCACGGCUCUGGAUAUGGUACUGCAGAGAGUUGGCAUCAUUUGGUGGGAUAGAAGCUCUUGCAUCCCUCAAAUACUUGUCAGUCGUAGGAUGUGACAAGCUCAUCACUGUUUCGUUGUUGCAGCCGCCACUGGGCGCUGAUGUUAGCCAGGGAGGUGCUGUGGCCUCCUCCUUAAGGCUUGACCAUCUUCAUAUCGACCGGCAAUCGCUCCUGUCCAUGGAACCACUAAGAAACCUCUCGUCCACUAGAAUAUUGACUCUCGAUGGUUCUUCCCAGCUCACAUCCUUACCAGAGCAAUGGCUGUUGCAAAAUCGUUCCUCCCUCCAAUGUCUAAUAAUAGGUAAUGCAGAUUCUCUUCAGUCCCUACCCCCAAGCAUGACGAGCCUCUACUCCCUACAGAAAUUGACUUUAUUUGGGGCUCCUUCGAUUCAGUCACUCCCAGAGUUCCCUGCGUCACUAUGGUCUCUAAAAAUUGGUGGAUGUCACCCGGUGUUGGAGGAGCGGUGCCAAAAGGAUACAGGCCUUGAGUGGCCUAAGAUUGCCAACAUUCCUCAUGUGACUAUUACAAACGAGAAUGAAAUGUGGGAUACCUACGGGUAGAUUCAAGCAUGAUUAUUAUUUAGACCAACCCAAAAUUUAUGUUGUUAUCUGGCAAUCAAAUUCUCAAGUUUUCUCUGCUAUUCCUUCCUCACUUGGAUCUUAAUGUCUUAUGCCUCCUUUAUAUAUUUAUAUGUCUCCUCUUUUUUUUUUUCCAGUUCAACUAGGCCAGAUGUCUCUCUGUCAAACAUGCAAAAAUAGUCUGUUUCAUUUCUCAUUUUUUCAGUGUCUUUGUUAAUGGACUUAUCUGCAAGAAUAAUCAACCAGUAUACAUCUCUCAUCUUCAUCAAUGGUAACCUCGUAGAGGUACUAAAAUUAAUUAUGUUUAGAAUUUACUUAAAAGAUCUUGCUAUACUUUUUUUGUAAUUCAUGUUUUGGUAAUCUGUGUUGGCCUAAUUAAAUUUAUCAUGAGAAUAUGCGAGUUGAAUGCUUGAAUGCCCCUCUUCUACUUUAUGCCGUGAUCACAAUGCAGUAUUCUUGUAGGUUUGAAUAUAACUUAGAUUUUGUUGCUAAAGCCAGCAUGGCAUAGAAGUUUCUUUUUGCUUUCUUAUGCUUUAUUAAAUCAGAAACUAACUAGUUCAUCCAGCUAUUUUAUUUU
Messenger RNA from Ananas comosus (pineapple), 4863 nucleotides. RefSeq names its product putative disease resistance protein RGA1. Bases 438 to 4268 code for a protein of 1276 amino acids. Gene Ontology annotation, biological process: defense response to other organism. The transcript is spliced from 2 exons. Lineage: Eukaryota; Viridiplantae; Streptophyta; Magnoliopsida; Poales; Bromeliaceae. The record is from RefSeq and is a predicted model, not a curated record. Gene Ontology annotation, molecular function: ADP binding.